Messenger RNA from Lolium rigidum, 2136 nucleotides. RefSeq names its product protein Rf1, mitochondrial-like. Gene Ontology annotation, molecular function: protein binding. The record is from RefSeq and is a predicted model, not a curated record. Lineage: Eukaryota; Viridiplantae; Streptophyta; Magnoliopsida; Poales; Poaceae. The transcript has 2 exons. The coding region runs from base 1 to 2049 and encodes 682 amino acids.
AUGUCUCGGCUGUACUCCACCACGCCGUUGUCCCGCCUCCGCCUCCGCCGCCGCUUGUCCUCCUCCUCCAACUCCACCUCGCUGGCCUCACCCUCCUGGUCUCCCCAGGCCGCCUUUGCCUCGGCCACCGAGCGCGUCCGGGCUGGCACGCUCAGCCCAGAAGACGCACACAACCUGUUCGAUGAAUUGCUACGGCAGGCCACUCCGGUUCCCGGGCGCUCUCUGAACAUCUUCCUCUCCGCCCUCGCCCAUGCGCCAGAAUCCAAAGCCUGCAGAGAUGGCCCCGCCCUCGUCCUUGCCCUCUUCAACCGUGUCUGCCGAGAAGAAGCCGGCCUGCGGGUGGCGCCGCCCACAAUCUUCACGUACGGCAUCCUCAUGAACUGCUGCUGCCGAACCCGCCGUCCGGAACUAGGUCUUGCCUUCUUCGGCCGCCUCCUAAGGACAGGCCUGAAGACAGAUGUCAUCGUUGCCAACACCCUCCUCAAGUGCCUCUGCUCUGCAAAACGGACCGAUGAGGCUGUGAACCUGCUCCUUCAUAGGAUGUCCGACCUCGGCUGUGUGCCUGAUGCCUUCUCAUAUUCCAUAGUUAUGAAGGGCUUAUGUGAAGAUAGCAGAAGCGGGGAAGCACUCGAACUGAUCCAGAUGAUGGCGAAAGAAGGAGGUGACUGCUCCCCCGGCGUGGUGGCAUACAACACGGUCAUCCACGGUUUCUUUAAGGAAGGAGAAAUAGGCAAGGCAUGCAAUCUAUUCCAUGAAAUGAUGCAGCAAGGGGUUGUGCCUGAUGUGGUCACGUAUAACUCGAUUAUUGAUGCGUUGUGCAAGGCCAGAGCAAUGGACAAGGCAGAGUUGUUCCUUCGGCAGAUGGUUGACAACGGUGUUCAACCAAAUGUAGUGACAUAUACUAGCAUGAUCCAUGGAUAUUCCACUCUGGGCAAGUGGAAGGAGGCAACUAAAAUGAUAAGAGAAAUGACAAGUCGGGGUCUUGUACCAAGUAUUGUUACUUGGAACUCAUUCAUGGCCUCCCUUUGCAAGCAUGGGAAUAGCAAAGAAGCCGCAGAAAUUUUCUAUUCCAUGGCUGCCAAGGGCCGCCAGAAGCCAGAUAUAUUCUCAUACUCUAUUCUGCUUCACGGUCUAUGCAGCGAAGGAAGGGUUAUGGAUGCACACAAUAUCUUGAACUUGGUUAUAGACAUAGGUGAGAGGCCUAAUGUUAUUACAUUUAGUUCACUGAUUGACGGAUAUUGCUUAGUUGGCAAGAUGGAGGAAGCAUGCAGAGUACUUGAUGCCAUGGUAUCAGUUGGCAUUGAGCCUGAUGUUGUUACAUAUAGUACACUUAUUAAUGGGUACAUGAAAAGUGGGAGUAUCGAUGAUGGGUUAAUUAUGUUCAGCAAAAUGUUGCAUAAGAGAGUUAAACCAAAUACUGUUACAUAUGACAUCAUACUGGAUGGGUUAUUUCGUGCUGGGCAAACUGUUGCUGCAAAGAAAAGGUUCCAUGAGAUGAUCGAAAGUGGAAUAACCGUGAGAAUUUCUACAUACAGUAUAAUCCUUGCAGGACUUUGUAGAAAUAAUUGUGCUGACGAAGCAAUCACCAUGUUCGACAAAUUACGUGCAAUGAAUGUGAAGUUCAAUAUUGCGAUACUCAAUACCAUGCUUAAUGCAAUGUACAAGGUUCAGAGAAAAGAAGAAGCUAAAGAUCUCUUUGCUGCAAUUCCAGCCAGUGGGUUGGUACCUAAUGCUUCUACUUAUGCCACAAUGAUACAUAAUCUUAUAAAAGAAGGAUCAGUGGAAGAAGUUGACAAUAUGUUCUCGUCAAUGGAGAAGAGUGGUUGUUUUCCCAGCUCUCGGCUUUUAAACACUAUAAUCAUAUCGUUAUUGGAGAAGGGGGAGAUACUGAAGGCUGGAAAUUAUAUGUCUAAAGUUGAUGGGAAGAGCAUCUCACUUGAAGCUUCAACUACUUCAUUGUUGAUUUCUCUCUUUUCAAAUAAAGGGAAAUAUCAAGAACAAAUAAAAUUGCUCCCUGCUAUGUACCAAUUUUUUGAUGGAGUCAGUUGAUGCACUGGAGCAGCAGAUAAAAGUUUGGCAUGGUUUCGAUAUCCUUCUCAACAAUGUUAGCAUGUGUUCUCUUCCGUCGGCUCACCA